GUCGGGCGGGCCGGGACGCGCGGAGGCGGCGGCGGAACCUCCACCUUCUGCUGCUGCUGCGCCCCAUCCCCCCGCGGCCGGCCGGUUCCAGCCCGAACCCCGCGUCCGCGUCCGCACCCCCUCCCCCGGGCCGGGCCAUGGGCCUCACCGUGUCCGCGCUCUUUUCGCGGAUCUUCGGGAAGAAGCAGAUGCGGAUUCUCAUGGUUGGUUUAGAUGCGGCUGGCAAGACCACAAUCCUGUACAAACUCAAGUUGGGGGAGAUUGUCACCACCAUCCCAACAAUAGGCUUCAAUGUAGAAACAGUGGAAUAUAAGAACAUCUGUUUCACAGUGUGGGAUGUGGGAGGCCAGGACAAGAUUCGGCCUCUGUGGCGGCACUACUUCCAGAACACUCAGGGCCUCAUCUUUGUGGUGGACAGUAAUGACCGGGAACGGGUCCAAGAAUCUGCCGAUGAACUCCAGAAGAUGUUGCAAGAGGAUGAGCUGCGGGAUGCAGUGCUGCUGGUGUUCGCUAACAAGCAGGACAUGCCUAAUGCCAUGCCCGUGAGUGAGCUGACCGACAAGCUGGGGCUACAGCACUUGCGCAGCCGCACGUGGUAUGUCCAGGCUACCUGUGCCACCCAAGGUACAGGCUUAUAUGAUGGGCUGGACUGGCUGUCCCAUGAGCUGUCAAAGCGCUAACCAGCCAGGGGCAGGCCCCUGCUGCCCAGAAGCUCCCGCGUGCAUCCCCGGGAUGACCAGACUCCCGGACUCCUCAGGCAGUGCCCUUCCCUCCCACUCUUCACUCCCACAGACAGAGGCCUCUGCCCCUGCUCCUGCCUGCAUGUUCUCUCUGUUGGAGCCUGGAGCCUCUUUUCUGGCCACAGAGGGGUCCACUCUCCUGCCUGCUGGGACCUGUGAAAGGGGUUUCCUGGCCAAGGCCCCCUCUUCCAGAGGAGGAGCAGGGAUCUGAGUUUACUUUCAUUUUUUCAGUUUUGGGUGUACCCUUGGGGCCAGGUGAGGGGGGAAGGUGAGGGCUCCAAGUGGUGCUAUGAUGUGGCACUGGAUAUUGAGUAAUAAAUUUGCUGUGGUUUGUA
This is a messenger RNA of Nycticebus coucang (slow loris), 1075 nucleotides long. RefSeq names its product ADP ribosylation factor 5 (gene ARF5). Gene Ontology annotation, biological process: vesicle-mediated transport; intracellular protein transport. Lineage: Eukaryota; Metazoa; Chordata; Mammalia; Primates; Lorisidae. Gene Ontology annotation, molecular function: GTP binding; GTPase activity. Gene Ontology annotation, cellular component: plasma membrane; cytoplasm. The coding region runs from base 138 to 680 and encodes 180 amino acids. The record is from RefSeq and is a predicted model, not a curated record. The transcript has 6 exons.